AAUAGUUCCCGUUAGGCUUUCCUGGCUUGACAGCUGUCACCGUACGCCGAGGUCAAGGGGAGAGGAGAAGCAUGGCUGCGUUGUUGUUUAGAGGGUCUCGAAAUGUAUUGCUAAGGUGGAAUAAGCAUGUCGACCUUGCCUUCGUGUCAAAGCGAUCAAUGGCCUCAAAAACACCUAUUGGAUUUAUUGGUCUGGGAAACAUGGGCACUCCCAUGGCCAGAAACCUGCUAAAAAAUGGUUAUCCUGUUAUUGCCACUGAUGUCUUUCCUGAGUCCUGCAAGGAGCUGCAGGACAUGGGUGCCCAGGUGGUGGACUCCCCAGCAGAAGUGGCUGAGAAAGCAGACCGCAUCAUCACAAUGCUGCCCUCCAGUCCCAACGUCAUAGAGGUCUACACAGGCCCAAAUGGCAUCCUCAAGAAGGUCAAGAAGGGAACGCUGUUGAUUGACUCCUCCACCAUUGACCCUGCUGUAUCAAAAGAAAUGGCGGUCGCUGCAGAGAAGAUGGGUGCUGUGUUCAUGGAUGCUCCGGUAUCAGGAGGUGUCGGGGCUGCCAGCCUGGCCAAACUGACCUUCAUGGUAGGUGGAGUGGAGGAGGAAUACCACGCUGCGCAGGAGCUGCUCACGUGCAUGGGAGCCAAUGUUGUCUACUGUGGACAGGUUGGCACCGGACAGGCAGCAAAGAUCUGCAACAAUAUGCUGCUGGCCAUCGGAAUGAUUGGGACCGCAGAGACCAUGAACCUUGGCAUCAGACUGGGUUUGGACCCCAAACUACUGGCAAAGAUCCUCAACAUGUCCUCAGGCCGCUGCUGGUCCAGUGAUUCGUACAAUCCAGUCCCCGGAGUCAUGGAGGGAGUCCCCUCUGCCAACAACUACCAGGGCGGAUUUGGAACCACACUAAUGGCAAAGGAUCUUGGUUUAGCCCAAAACACUGCCACCAACACUAAGACGCCCAUCCCUCUGGGUUCCCUCGCCCACCAGAUCUUCAGAGUCAUGUGCUCCCGUGGCUACGCUAACAAGGACUUCUCAUCCGUCUUCCAAUUCCUACGCGAGGAGGAAGGACAGUGAAUGGAGGGGGAGCGUAGUUGAUUGUGAUGUUACCAUACACACACACACACACACACACACACACGCACCACAACCACACACCCCAGUGCCCCUUAUCCCACUAUGCUCAGGAGAGACUAAGGCCUUGCCCUCAGGCACAGAUCUGUGGUCCAAUUAACAUACUGUAUGUCGACACAUGUCCCCUCAUUGCAUUAGCUGAAUCAUAUUUUCCAUUCAUGACUCUCCUUCUGCAUGGAGGAAAUGCUAAAAAUGACCUUAGAUCAGUAUCUAGAGACAAAGCCCUUCCUCUUUAGCAACUCUCUUCUCUAUUUGGCCUGAGAAGCCCGAGUAGGGAAAUCAGAGAUAGGAUGGGAUGAGGUGCUGCAGGUUUACAUAUAACAAUGCAAAUAUGUGUAUUUUUUUUCAGAAUGAUUGAGAAGUAAUAAUUGCAUGAUUGUUAAAAGGUUAAGUAUGUUUUUGUCGGGUUAGUGCUGUUUGCCUAUUACUCAAAUGUAAUGAGGACAGUAAAAAACCACACAAACUACAGUGAGAAUUUACAUACUGAUGGAAAUGUCAUUGAAGAGACAGUGCAAGGGAGUGCAGAGUUUGGGUUGUCCUUUUCUAAUGGAACAAAAAAUCCCAUAUUCACAGCACUACAUGUGAAGGCACCAAACUGCUGGCUCAAAGUUUACUUAUUUUGUUACAUUCAUCUGUUUUUGGCAGGAUCCACUCAUUUACGUGUCACCCGAGUCUUCCAGCCAUUUUAAAUUUUUUCAUUUGUUCAUUUCAGUGUUCAAUCAUCUAGUUUUUUUUACCUUGUGAAUACACUAGAGUUUGUUUCCAUUGGUACUACAUUUAAGUCACUACUUACUGAUUGGACUAGUUCUGCUCUGUUAAAUACUGUGAGAUAUACCUGGUUAUUUUUGCACUGUGUGCAUCGCGGUGCGAUGUGCUGGACCAUUUUGAUACAGUUACACAAUCUAUUUGAACUUACCUCUGCUCUGCUGUCUGCAUCUGCUUAUCGAGCCACUAGAGUAUUAUUUUGUGUCCAACAUUGUUUAAAUUUUAUACUGUUCACUACAAAAUGUUGUUCUCACUCUCUGGCACUUUCCGUUUUACUUUAAUUAAAGUCUAUCCUCACAUAUUGCUCCUCUCUGUCUGUCUGUCUCUCUACUUGUACGACAUCUGUGUAAAGUGUCAGCGAGGAAAGGUUCCUCCCUGCUCUAAGCAAAUGUACAUAAUGUAUAUUUCAUAUUGUUGUCUAGUAUUGAAAAGGAAUCUAAAAGAAUUGUCUUUUUUUUUUUUAGUAAAAGUCAUUAAUAGUGUCUACAGCUUGUCUUUGCUCUGUGAAACAGAUCCUCAGUCAUUCUGUGGCCUAAAAUAAAAGUUGUUCUGUGUA
Messenger RNA from Thunnus maccoyii (southern bluefin tuna), 2442 nucleotides. RefSeq names its product 3-hydroxyisobutyrate dehydrogenase a (gene hibadha). Gene Ontology annotation, molecular function: NADP binding; 3-hydroxyisobutyrate dehydrogenase activity; NAD binding. Bases 72 to 1064 code for a protein of 330 amino acids. NCBI's taxonomy places the organism in Eukaryota, Metazoa, Chordata, Actinopteri, Scombriformes, Scombridae. The transcript is spliced from 8 exons. Gene Ontology annotation, cellular component: mitochondrion. The record is from RefSeq and is a predicted model, not a curated record. Gene Ontology annotation, biological process: L-valine catabolic process.